AUGAAAUAUUUGAUUGGUUUCAUUUGCUUUUCUUUACUUCCUCACUUUGAUUAGCGAACAUAAACGUUAGUAGUUCCUAUUAUUAGAAAUUAAAUUCUUAUUUGCUAGAAAGCAAAAAACUAAUUUUUAAUGCACAUAAAUAAUUUGAUGUUUAACUAAUAGUGCCUAUAAUGGAGACUCUUUUUAAUUUAAUCAUAUUUAAACAGAAUAAAUUUUUAUGAAUUAAUUAGAUCUUCGUUACAAUUUUUUAUAAAUUUGGACUUUUGAAUUCCGAAAAGCAAGGAUUUUUAGAAUUUAAUAUUAAUUUUUAAUCACUCUAUUAGAGGGAUAAUCUUGCUUGCUAACUAAGAGGAAGGGUUAGUUAUUUCAGCUUCUAUAUCACAAAAUAGUGCUUCUGAAGAAUUUGAAACAGUUUGCGCUAACCCUGAGGACCCAAAAUGUGCUAAAUUUAUGAUCAGAGCUGCAAUAGACUUCAUAAGCUCCAAAAGCUCAGAAAAUCUUUUACUUCCCCUACAUAUCUUUUAUUUAUUAACGUUCCCAUUUUAUAUUUAUUUCAGCUAAAUUAUUUUUAUUUAAAAAUGAGUCAGAUUCAAGCUCUGAAGACUUUUUGUACGGUUUCUACAUGGGAAUCCAGAAAAAUCCUUUAUAUCCUAGCUUUUGUGUACAAUCAUUUACUCCUUUAUCAGUCUCUUACUCUGCUCUUAUUACUGGCUUUGAAUCAAUUUUCACAACCAUGGAUCUCAAUUAUUUAUUUGUAUCAAUCACCAACUUCAACGACUACAGUAACAAACUUGUAAGCUCCUGGGAUUUGUGCGGAGGAAACAACUUGGUUACAAUUUUAGAAAGCUUGGGGACUGCAAAUGGGAUUGGAAAUGCUAUUGUAAAUAUUGGCAAUAACUACUCUCAAAUAAUGACUAACUUACAACUGAUGUCUACAAGUAUCGAAAAUAAAGAAUACAUAAAUGCAGGGGUGGCAUUUGGACAGAUUGUAAGCGGACUGUUGGAGUUUUCAAUUUAG
This is a messenger RNA of Blepharisma stoltei, 1018 nucleotides long. Lineage: Eukaryota; Ciliophora; Heterotrichea; Heterotrichida; Blepharismidae. The record is from the annotation of a GenBank genome assembly.